Diutina rugosa is the source of this 222-nucleotide messenger RNA. RefSeq lists its product as uncharacterized. The transcript has a single exon. The record is from RefSeq and is a predicted model, not a curated record. Lineage: Eukaryota; Fungi; Ascomycota; Pichiomycetes; Serinales; Debaryomycetaceae. The coding region runs from base 1 to 222 and encodes 73 amino acids.
AUGUACCGCCACCCCCACUUAUCCGACGACCUGUUGCGGCGGCUCUCGCUGAACAACCCGUUCCGACAGAUGGGCCCGCCCCCAGUCCAGCUGGCGUCGCCGCUCUCCCAGCUGGUCCCCGAGGACUCGCUGUUUGCCCAGUGGGUCGAGCGCAACCGCCAGUUCGACGCCGACCACGACGACGACGACCACGACGACUACGAGAUCGACAUGACUCGGUAA